GUCUAUCUACGUGUUCAAAGCGGCUCUGCAAUUCUACAGGCAUCUAAAUUACUCACUGGUUCCGUAUCUGUUAAAUUCCCCCAUGUCCCAAGCUCUUGUGGUAGUAUAUCAAGAGACUGGUCUUCUCCAUAAUAAUACCUUCAAAAUUACCUUGGCAUCCAAAUCAUUCUUCCGGACUCUGUAUCAUAUAGCCUAUAUAAUGUCUUCCGAUCCGGUGUACACACAGCGAAGCACUGAGACACUCCUUGACAUAGCUACCGACGUCAUCCAGAUACUUGUCCAGGCCGAGCAAACACUUGGAGUCGCUGAAUCCCUAACCGCAGGUGGUGUGAUGGCGGCACUCACCUCUGUACCAGGCUCAAGUGCAGUAUUCCGGGGUGGAGUUGUAUCCUAUGCAACACCUCUCAAGCAGCAACUCCUGGGCGUGGAUCCAGACCUGAUCGCUACGAUGGGCGUAAUCAACCCCCUUGUCGCAACGCAAAUGGCCGAAGGCGCUCGCAAAGCCACAACUUGUGACAACAGCCCAACAGCGUGGGGAAUCGGGACAACGGGAGUCGCUGGUCCUGCAUCUCAGGAUGGAAAGCCUGUUGGCACGGUUUACAUCGGCAUUGCCUCGCCCACUGGCAACCGAGCUUGGGGUCCCUUCAACUUCCCCGGGAGUCGUGAGCGUAUCCGCGAAGCAACUGUUCUGGAGGCCUUGUCUCGACUACGUGAGGAGCUUGUUGCCUAUCGGAGUAAUGUGAGGAAAUAGAGGAGGAUUCGUGCGUUAUCUGCCGUUGCUUUCAUAUCCCAACAUGGGUACACCAAUUCAUAGUCGAUAGCGACUCCUAGUGUGCUGUUCCAUUUCCUGAAUAUUUACUAGGGAGGAAUAUGGAGAGGGGUAGUAUAUAUUACUAGUGGAGGUCGAGUCGAUACUAGGCUUCAGUCAAUGCUAGACUACAGUUGGCCUCUAUGAAUAUACCAUUAUGUUAACGC
This is a messenger RNA of Aspergillus pseudotamarii, 975 nucleotides long. Its product is annotated as CinA family protein. Lineage: Eukaryota; Fungi; Ascomycota; Eurotiomycetes; Eurotiales; Aspergillaceae. The record is from RefSeq and is a predicted model, not a curated record. The transcript has a single exon. Bases 83 to 751 code for a protein of 222 amino acids.